AUGCACUCUGUUCGCGAUGGUGUCAUCUUCUGCGCCUCGGUCUUCUGCCUGCUGGUUCAUGUGGCACUUCUCGUGAGCAGUGGCACACUGUCACGCUUCGCCGGCGGGCUGUAUGCACUCCUGCGUCGGCUGCGAUGCGCAGUGAGGCCGAGGGACUCGACAAAGCAGACACAGACACGAGAGGACCUGAUCGCGCUGAAGGUGGCAGACCUCGUCAUGUCUCGGCGGGCUGACUACGCCCGCGUCUUUAUCCAUCCCUUUUCCCUGAUAUGCGUUAUACAUUUCGUGUUCAUGGCGAUGAAUUUUGUUUCGGACCGCGAGCGAAAGCAGUACAUCCCAGCCGACGCCGUCUUCGUCGCCUUGUAUCUGACCAUGCUGUUUCUGCUGCGCAAGCCCUGCUCGAUCACGCCCUCGACCGUCCAGCUCUGGGGCUCGUGGGGCAUGCUGCUGGUCUCGGUGGGCGCCUCGCCGUGGGGCACCCCGAGCGACAGGCUGUACUUCUUGUCCACCACCGCGGGCGUCGUCCGGCUCGGCAUCGGCCUGUGCAUGCUGAACCUGCCCGCGCUCCUGUUCUGGAACGCCGUCUAUCCGCACCCUGGGCGCCCACUGGAUGAGCCAGUCCAGUGA
This is a messenger RNA of Prorocentrum cordatum, 627 nucleotides long. The record is from the annotation of a GenBank genome assembly. NCBI's taxonomy places the organism in Eukaryota, Dinophyceae, Prorocentrales, Prorocentraceae.